CCAUGGCUGACCCGAACUCCAUUCAGACUGGUAAGUAGUAACUAUGACCACCGCAGUCAUCUUGCAUUUCUUUGGACCUUUUCUGCUUGUUCAUCAUUCCUGUCCAUAAUAUGAAGAUCAAUCUUUUAAGGAGACGAGGUGCCCCCUGACACCCUCACAGUCUGCAUCCUUUAUCUAGGCCACAACGGAAUGUUCUGUAUUUAUUGUAACUCACGGUGGGCAGCCAGUGAUUGGCUAAGAGCGUCAGCUGAUCCUUUCAUUGAAUCAUUGUCGCCCAAGCAGAAUCAUAGGAAGACGUAUAGGUGCUGCGGAAAGGACAGGGCAAUUGGUAACUGGGACCUGACUUAAAGGUUAAAACAUUCAAAAAUUGUUUAAUCUCAUUAAGUAACUCUGCACCUAUGUACUCCUCACCCCAUAACAACUGUUUUGAAGGAGGAAUCCCUCCUGUACAGCCCCACAUUAACGAAGAAGAGUCAUUGUAUCUCUGAAUGCAAGAUCUACUUAAUGAUCUAUGUCUAUCUAAUGAUCUAUGUCAUAAGAAUCAAAAUAGAAUGACCCACUGUUAUUUACUGUAUAGAGUUGUCUAUGCAAAAAUGUAGUGGUGUAGGUGCCAAAAAACUAUUAACUGCAGUGUAAACUAAAAUAGGCAGUGUUUACAAAGCUUUCGAAGGAUACAUGUAGUGACUGUAACUCAGACAGCCACAACAGUUGCUUCCUAUUGGGAUCCAGCAAUCUUUGCAGGACUAAGGGUUUGGUGCCUUUUGCAUGAAGAUGCCAAACGCUCCCCAUAGAGCCUUAUUGGAAUAAUGAAUCUUUUUGAGGAGAUGCUGAUUGGUCCUUAUGCAGUAGGCCCCUCAAUGCUAUCUCUACCAUUAGAAAAACAGGUUUGUAGUAACAGCUUUGGAGUGCUUCUUCACACUCUUGCUUCUCUGCAUAUUUUGAAAGACCUCCAAAUGGGACAUCCCUGCUUGGGUCGUAGUGGGCCAGAAUGCUGUGGAUGUAGAUAUAAUUAUUUGAGAGUGUCCCAUUUACAAUUAUAUGAGUUGUCCGUUUUGUUGCGUGAGUACAACAGUGAUGUGAGAUUGUGAGAUCCUCCACAGACAGGCUCACAAUCAACAAUAAUAUUCAGUUUUCCUACAGACAUCACUAGCAACUUUAACAAAAGCUACUCUGGUCGCUUUACCAUAAGACAAAGUAGUCACUUAUGAUAUCUUGACUGCAUUUUAAUUCUAAUGAAAUUCCAACUCCGUAUUUGAUUAAUAUUCUAACUUUAUGAAAUACUUAAAAUGUGUGGUCUGUUAGCAGAGCUGCUUUAAGGGGUCUAAUGAACAGAUUAUGUUUUGCAUAUGUUAUGAUUCUGAAGUAGUUAAUGUGCAUCUACUUGUGUGUUCCUCUGUAGGUCAGAAGGAGCACAUGGAACAAUGGUUACCUUUGGAUAUGAAACGGAACUUCAAUGGUUGCUCUUUUUCUGGAAAAUCUUUCUACCUGGAUCUUCUGCCCAAUAAGCAAACGGACAUUCUCACCAAAGCCAUCGUCCAGUUGGGAGGGGUAAGAACUGCUUGUUAUAUUUCAAAGAUUUGUGAGUUAUUCAGUUAUGUGCACUUUGGGUGAUGUGUAGUAAUAUAGACUAAACAAAGCAAGAUAUAAAUUUACAUUGGAUUAUAUAUGGGACACCAACUAUGGCAGGGAUGUUGAUCUGAUGCUCUACAAACCCCAUAAUUCUCCAAAACAAGCCAUAGACCAAUAUUUUUUGACAAUAAUUCUAUCCGUUUGGUUGGAGGGCACAUUUGGCAUCACUUGGCUGGGACAUGGUAUUGACAGUCUCCCUUCAUGCGUAUUGAUGCGUCAUGAAAUAUUAAAGACGAAAACGGUUGACGUUUUAGGGAGCCACAGUUCUGGUACUUCUUUUUAGCAUCAAUUAGUUAUCUUUAAAAUGUGAAGACAUAUGUACAUUUACCUUUUUAUUUCCCCCACACGCAAAGGUCAUCGAGAGCUUCCUGAGCAGGGAUAUCACCUAUGUGGUGACUGGGAACAAAAAGUUGUCGGGAUACGCCAGGAAGGACUCGGCAGCAACUAAAGGAACAUCUAACUCCAGAUGUCAGACCAGUGGAGGGAUCGAGGUGAGGACAUAGAAGACCAGGUUUUGUUUGUAUUAGUUUUUUUUGCUAGCUGGAAACAAAUGUGCUUUAUAUAGGACUCGCAUUUUGCCGCUAACCUAAUUCUAGUGAAAAUGUUAGCCCUGGCAAGUAGAAAAUCAUACUUAGUGAGUGUGACUGAUCCUCCAGGCUUAUAAUGGCCAGUAAGUUUUAAAACAUGGCUAGUGGUAUAGGACUUAAUAUCCCAAUAUAUAAAGCAGGGAUUAAAAUUGUAAUACUGCUUUUUCUUUUUGUACAAUCCUGUUUGUGUGUCUGACGUUUCUACAGCUCUUUUAACAAAUUAAUUUUGGUCUCCGAUUGCAGUCUGCUCAAUAUAGCCGCGGGAAACAACUGUUGAAAAAGGCGAUGCAGAGUCAGGUAUGUUGCUCCACCGGAGGGUCAAAAGUCUGAGUUCGGGAAGAUUUGUACUCUGUAAGUGUCAUGUAUUUAACUUUUAUUUCUAUAUUUUGCAGGAGCGGAAUAAUGUCCUCACAAAUGCAUGUUCUUGGGGCGUCUCCAUUGUCCAUGUGGAUGGUAUCCUUUUUAUUACUUCUUCAUAAUCUUGGCAAAGGUUGGCCACCAGAGGUCCACCAUUAAACCUUGCACAACCUUGAAAACAUUGAGUCUAGUAGCUAGGACUAUACAUAUAUUCUUUCAUCCUUUGUAGAAAAGUUAUGGGUGGGGGGGGGAGUCUAAUCUGUUGGUGAUCAUAUGAUUGCUUUUCGUUUCUCACAAUUUUAAAUGAACACUUUAGUAUUAGGAAUAUGUAUCCCUAACACUAACAUCUCCCUUGGAACUGUGUCGUGCUCCAACUCCUCAGACGUUGGCCAAAGUUAUGGGCCUAAUGUCUUUAGGCCUUGCCUUUCCCAUAGGGAAGCAUUGCCUUUGCAUGAGGAUGUCCAGAGUCAAGGAAAACCCCCUUAGGAAAGCACAGUGUGAGGACGUCCCUCGUCGUUUCACUGUGUCAAACUCCGUGAAAAAGCAGGAAUCCCCUCUAGUGCUGUCUGUUAGGCAGCCUUAGUGGUGCACUGCACUUCUCUAAUACUGCAAUGUUUUACACUGCAGGACUAAGGGGGACAGGGACACUGAACGCACACCACUGUCCUUUUUAAGGACCAAAUUCAUCACUAUUGGUAAAUAUUUUUUGUAAAAAUAUUAAUGUCCUGCCAUGGUAUUUUGAGACUGCAGUUUCCCAAUACACCAGAAAAAUGGUUGUAUAAGCAAUCUUAUGUUUGUAUUAACAAUCUUUAACUUGUGCUGAAGAGAUCUUGGAGUAUAUUGAGUGUUUGGGACGUCAUUCUACAAAUGGGAUCAACACCAAAGCCAAUAAGGUGAGAUCUGUGAAUGCAUGGUUUUUAAAAAUGUGUUUUGUUUAAUUAUAUUCAUAAUGUGUGUGGUUGGUUGUAGCAUGACUUUUUAUGUAUUGCACAAUAAGUUGAUAUUUUAUCUUAUGUUAACUGUUUGCUUAACAAUCGAAAUCCUGUUAGCAGUAAUGUAAAUUAGCAACUGACUUAUUUUUUAAUUUUUUUUGUGUGUUUUCCGUGGUGAUCAAAGUAAUUGCGAGGGGGCUCUCAUUAGGUUCUCAUUUGCCUUUUCUGCCAGUAAAGAGAUGCUGUGCGAUGCCGUACAGGCAAUGAUGUUUAUGAAACUGAAAAUGACGUGAUGUGAAAUUGGUUAUUAAUAUUGGUCUUUCUAUAAGGAAGGGUCUUUAACCCCUUAAGGACACAUGACAUGACAUGUGUCAUGAUUCCCUUUUAUUCCAGAAGUUUGGUCCUUAAGGGAUUAAAGUUGUCUCACAAUGUUCUUAAAGGAACACUAUAGUGUUCAAAAAAACUGCUGAAGUGACAAUGUAAAAAUAAAAAAUAGCUGGUAAAGAUAAAAUAAAAAUAAGUGUGUGGGUUUUUUUUUUUUUGCCCCCUUAACCCCCAAGUAUUUUGACCCAGAAUUCUCUUGUUAACUCCCUGUUUAGUGAAUAGCUAACUGAUGUACUACCAGAUGCUGUGAUCAGCUCUUUGCACAGUGGGUAAAGAUAAUGUAUUUUUAAGUUGCAUUCAUCGUGUGGAUUAGGUUUCAAUAAACCUUUUAGGCUGCCUGGCUUAAAGCAGCAUGUAAUACAUAAUUGUGUUAUCACAUUUUAAAAACAGAAAUAGUGCAUUGAUUCACGCGAUUAAAAUGUAAUUUAACAGUAAGGCACCCACGUAAAAUGUGUGGUGCACUUUUGGAAAUCCGUUCUUAAAGAAGACUCCUUGGAGAAAUGUGGAGUUAAGGACUCAACUCUACAGUACACCUGUCAUGUCUAAUACGGUCUGCAAGCUAGUGUAUAGAACUCUAACUGAAAUAGUGUCCCCUCACUUGUCAGCCAUUGGCAUGCACAGCUGUACCAACAGAACAGUUUAAUGCGGAACGAUCUUUACUGAUUGAGGUGAUAGGUGUGCAUUAAAAAAAUAUAUUAAUGUGAAGAGAUGAAAACCUAAUUCUUAUGAUGACCGCUUACCAAGUUCUUUUUUUUUAAAAUUUUUUUUUAUUUUAGGGGAAAGGAAAUGGCUGCACGAAACCAAGUCAUAAAGGUGAGUGUAAAAGUCUAGGUUAUGUUGUAUUUUAAACAUUUCUAUAGAUCUCUACAAUAUGUAAGUACUCUAAUCUGUGUUUGUUUUUUGUUUUUGUUUUUUUGUUAUGAUUUCAUUUUUUUUUUUUUUUUAAUGGCACACAAAGUAGGUUUUGGUGUAGAGAUCAUGCCUCUGCAGUCUCAUUGCUCAAAUACCUGCCAUUUAGGAGUUAAAUCACUUUAUUAAUGCAGCAGUAGCCGCACAUCCCCAGUCUCCCUACACCCUUCCUGAUCACUUUGCAUAGGAUGAGGUAGAGGCAGUACACAAGCUGAGCUGCAGAGACUCCACACCACUGUCCCAACAGUGUAAGUACAACCAACAAAGCAAAAAUUAAGUCCUCCGCAUCCAGUAAUGGUGUGCACAUUGUCAUGUCAUUAGCACUGAAAAAGAGCUUGUGCCCAAAACAUCUGCUGUUGUGUACUAUGCCCUCUUAAUAAAUUUUGGUGUGCGCACACCUUUACGGGAUGCGCAGGACUUCAUUUUUGCUUUGUUGGUCACACUUCCUGAAAGAGUGUAAAUUUUUUUUUAGCUUCUCUUGUUACACACUGUGUUUAAAAUAGGUGUGUGUUUGUUUUUUUUUGUUUUUUCCUGUUCUGUUAAUUGUCUGUUAGAGCUAAAUACCUGCCACAGCCUCCUGUGUGGGAUUAAAGUUCAAGCAUGAGCAAGGGGAUAAGAAUGUCUAAAGUGAACACACUGUGUUGUAACCUCUGGUUGAAGAGGAGAACCUGCAGUAGAAGAGCAGGAAGCACGUCUAGUGGAGGUCUGGUAGAUAGCCACUAGAGGUAGUCCUGGCACUACAAUGUUAACAUUGCAGUAUAUCUGAGACUGCAAUGUUUUACUUUGCAGGGCUAAGGAGUAAACCAGACGAAAUUUGAAGCUUAUGAUGUGAAUUAUUCUUUCUAUAUUCUGUCCUGUAGUUGCGAAGUUGAAGAGCCCGUUUUUGAAGAUUGAAGACCACAGCAGGUGAGUGUUCAGUGACUAAUUUUACCCACUCGUAGCGUCUCCUCAAACCUUUCUUACGUUCCCUUUGACUCUCUCCUCACAGACUGUAUCGACCUAUACAUUCUACGUUCUCGAGCUUUCCUGAAAUUUCGUUUGUGUCUUCGGAUAGAAGUCCUUUUCAGACAGCUCAGACACGCAACAGUACCCGCCCGGGUCGGGACCCAGGGUGAGCAAAACCUCCAUGUAUACCUGUAAUUUAUUUUUUAUAUAUAUAUAUAUAUAUAUAUAUUUUUUUUUUAUUUAUUUUUUUUAGGCCUGCAUUGUCUAUAUAUCCUCUGUGCGUGCGUUUAUCAAUGCCUGUAUUGCAACAGUGAGGUUUUUAACGUUUUAAUUAUUUUGUGAUAAAACCUUAUAUUGUGGCGUUCCAAAGUUUGAAUUUGAAAUUUUUGGUCAAAAUAUGCAAACUGAAGCCGUAGCCUACUUGGGACAUAUUUGUGAUUAUUUUGUGUAGUGUUUGGGAUGGUACGCGCUGGAAAAUUCCAUGGAGAAUAGUCCAAAAACAGGUCCAUGGAAUUGCUAAAAACACAGCAAAUUUAAAGGACCACUAUUGUGCCAGGAAAACAUACAUUCUCUGAAACUGCUAUGUUUACAGCAAAAAGGGUUAAGACGUGUUAGGACCUAGCUGGACCUGGCACCCAGACCACUUCAUUAAGCUGAAGUGGUCUGGGUGCCUAUAGUGGUCCUCUAAGAUAAAAUAGACCCUUAUAAAAGCACAGUCCAGUGCAGCAAAACACCCCAAAAGUGUAUUGUCACUCGUACACUUUAUAAACGUUCUACAGACCACGUACAAAAGCGCAAACAAUGAUUAUGAUUGUCUUCUGUAGUUUAAAAACCUAUAUAACAUAAAGAUGUAUCAUCGUGCAGUAUGUAUGCACAAAAAUAGAUCAGGGGAGGUGGUUGGAAAAAUUCACUCUCUAGAGCCUAUAAGUUGGCUCUAAACUGUGGAGGUGUCAAACAGAAACUUGUAGUUACACCUUGCUUCCAGUAAGUAUAGGUCCUAGAGAGGGACUUGCAGUUACACCUUACUUCAGGUAAGUAUAGGUCCUAGAGAGGGACUUGUAGUUACACCUUGCUUCCAGUAAGUAUAGGUCCUAGAGAGGGACUUGCAGUUACACCUUACUUCAGGUAAGUAUAGGUCCUAGAGAGGGACUUGCAGUUACACCUUACUUCCGGUAAGUAUAGGUCCUAGAGAGGGACUUGCAGUUACACCUUACUUCAGGUAAGUAUAGGUCCUAGAGAGGGACUUGCAGUUACACCUUGCUUCAGGUAAGUAUAGGUCCUAGAGAGGGACUUGCAGUUACACCUUACUUCAGGUAAGUAUAGGUCCUAGAGAGGGACUUGUAGUUACACCUUGCUUCCAGUAAGUAUAGGUCCUAGAGAGGGACUUGCAGUUAUACCUUACUUCAGGUAAGUAUAGGUCCUAGAGAGGGACUUGCAGUUACACCUUACUUCCGGUAAGUAUAGGUCCUAGAGAGGGACUUGCAGUUACACCUUGCUUCCGGUAAGUAUAGGUCCUAGAGAGGGACUUGCAGUUAUACCUUACUUCAGGUAAGUAUAGGUCCUAGAGAGGGACUUGCAGUUAUACCUUACUUCAGGUAAGUAUAGGUCCUAGAGGGACUUGCAGUUACACCUUGCUUCCAGUAAGUAUAGGUCCUAGAGAGGGACUUGCAGUUACACCUUACUUCCGGUAAGUAUAGGUCCUAGAGAGGGACUUGCAGUUACACCUUACUUCCGGUAAGUAUAGGUCCUAGAGAGGGACUUGCAGUUACACCUUACUUCCGGUAAGUAUAGGUCCUAGAGAGGGACUUGCAGUUACACCUUACUUCAGGUAAGUAUAGGUCCUAGAGAGGGACUUGCAGUUAUACCUUACUUCAGGUAAGUAUAGGUCCUAGAGAGGGACUUGCAGUUACACCUUACUUCCGGUAAGUAUAGGUCCUAGAGAGGGACUUGCAGUUACACCUUGCUUCCGGUAAGUAUAGGUCCUAGAGAGGGACUUGCAGUUACACCUUGCUUCCGGUAUGUGUAGGUCCUGUAAUUUUGGUGUGUGUAUGUCUCAUUUUAUUUUAACUUUGUUAUUUUGGUUCCUGGUAUUGUAUGCUGCUACUAUGCAGCUACCUUUGGGGACCUCCAUUUAUCUGAAACAAGGUGUAACUGCAAGUCUCUCUGUGACCAAAUUAUAGGCUCUAAAGACUGAGGUUUUCCACCCCCCCUAUCUAUUUUUGUUUUUGUACAUACAUACUGCACCGUGGAAUUACUAGUUGCAACUUUUUACCCAGGCGACAGACCAGCUUUAUAUGAGUUUGGCACUCAAGAAUCACUCAUUCAAUGAAUAAGUCUGCUGCUAUUGUGCUUGGACAGGAUGAAAGCAGUCCUCCAUUUGGUCCUAGAAUAUCGUAAUUGUAGGUUUGUUGCCUUUUCUUGUUAUGGUGUUUCUUUGUAUUUCCUUUAAACUCCUUUUUAGAUGUGGAUAGAAGUGAUAAUAGACCUUCCUUUUGUUUUUUUUAUUUUGGUAAUAUUCCUUUUAAUUUUACCCUUGGAAUCUGGAAAAGACUAGAAAAUGUGAUAUUUAUAUGGACCAGGUUUAGGAUGUUUUCCAGAUAUUGUGGUUCUGAUUAAGAGCAGCUGCAGGUACGUUGGGAUGCCUGUUAGCAGAGAAUGUCAAGAUGAGGCAGCAGGCAGAAACUGCGCAUGGCCUCUUCUUUUUCUGUGCUUGGGCUGGUGACCUAUGACCUCUAUGCUCCCAGGCCUAGUUUGACCCACCAAACCGAUUCCCAGAAUAACUGCAGUAUCUGGGCUGAUCAACAGGAGUUUGAAGGUGGCUAAACAAACAGAGUAGGGAAGUACAUUAACAUAAAAUAAAAAUCCUCAUGCUCGGGAGAUUUGGUCUUUGCUGGCAGUGGUGUCAUGGGAAACAUUCUCAGGGCUAUUAAAGUUAAUUCAAAGUGAAUUUCAAAUUUUAAUUCCAGACUAGCUCAGCUGGAAGCAUAGCUGACUUUUGGUAGUCUUCCAGUUUUUUUAUUUUUUAUUUUGACCUUAAUUUUGAUUAUUUUGUAUUCUCGCACAGAUUAAUGCUUCCUCAUUAUGUGGCUAGCACAUCCAUAUCAACAUGUGGACAUUCUUUUAAAAAAGUUACUAAUUUGCACUUUCUACCCAAAACAAAAAGUGAAUGUGUGCUUACAAUUUUAUUUAUUCUUUUACAUUUCUUUUCUUGCUCAUCUGGGAUUAUAUAGUAUAGUUGAUGUUUCUAGACAUGCAUUCAGUACAGACAGGAUUAUUUAUUUUUUGCAUGUUGGUGUAUUGCAUAUGCAUUGUGCAUUCUUAGCCCUGUUGAUCUGUGUAGGGUUUUUAGAUUUAAUAUCCAUCAUCUUCCCUUCCAGUGAACAGGAGGAAGGGGAGAGAGUACUCCAGGCUCAGAGGAGGAGAGGCUACUGUGAAUGCUGUGAAAAGAUGUUCUCAAAACUUGAUGAGGUGAGGAGUUGUGAGCGGUGUAGACUAGGGUAGGGAUGGGAUUGAGCUUGCUGUCCACCAAUUAAACAAAAAAUUAUUUGAAGAAAUAUAAAAAUAAUAAAAUUUAUUUUAUUUAUUUAUAAAAUAUUUUACCAGGAAAGAUACAUUGAGAUUUCUCUCGUUUUCAAGUAUGUCCUGUAUUUGCUGAAUAUUGUAUAAAAAAAAACAAAAAAAACCUCUGCAAUAAUAUUAAAAAUUGGUGAGAAAUUUUACAUUUUUAGAUCUAACAAAAUAUUAAAAUCUUGAAGUGUUAGAACCCCUUUUUAAGCCAUGUUUGAAAUUUUGAUAGUUGCUUGCAACAUGAUCUAAGACCCUUGUUCAUACGAAGCCGGUUGUGUGCUCCAUUCUGUUUGUACCAACAUUCUGUCUGUUUCAGGAAGUGGGAUGUAUAAAUUGUGCACAAUAUACUGAUCAUUUAUUUUAAUUUUUUUUUCCAGCACCUGGCUGGUGAACAGCACUGCAAAUUCGCAUUGAAUCCUUCGCAUUACACCGUUAUCGAGAACUUGGUGGCUAAGCUCUCUUUUGAUUUCAUGGAACUGCCUCGUGGGUAGGUUUUCACUUUAUAACUGUUAAAAUCUCUUCCCUUGUGCUGGGCCCACAACAUAGGUUGUUUCCAUGGGCCUUGGGGAAACCCUUGAUUAACACAUUGCUGGCAGGUAGCCCUGCAGCCAUUCGUAAAUUGCAAGAUCAGCAGGAAGCUUCCUGUAGCGAGUCUUUGUGUUUUUUGUUUUUUUAAAUGAAUAUGCAUAUACUUCUUUCCUUAACAAUUCUCCCCUAGGAUAAUAAAUAAAAAAAAUAAAAAUAAAAAAAAUAAAAUGGUAAUGCAGAACGCACAACUCUGCAAUCCAUAAUCUGCAUGUUUUUUGACUUGCUUUCUUGUCAUUUAGAGAUUGGAUUUGUAGCCAUGUGUUUGUACAGAGGGGUGUAGUCUUGGACCCCCAGCUGCUGCACUAUGUUUCACCUUGAAUGUUUUUGCUUGUUGUUGGGAAUUGGUUGGCAGAGCAUUCUGGGAGUUGUGGCCCAACCAGCAGUUAAAGGGACUUUACUGUCCUGUUUCACUUGAACAAUCACAAAAUGCAUUGUUCGAAAUUAGCUUUUGAAUGUAAUAUUGUUUUUUUUUAUUUAUUUUUUGUCUAGCUUUCCAAAAAACUUUUUUUUUUUUUUUUUUUUUUUAAAUAUAAAUUUGGGGUUUGAGCAUAAGUUUCCAUGUCUCCAGAGUGGGGCAACAGGACACCUUAUCUCUUUAAUUAAAGGUAUAAUGCAUGCCUCCAUUCCUGUGGCUUAGAAGCCAGCCUCCUCCCCACAGAUUACAGGCUGAGACAUCGAACCCUUCCCAGAGGCUCCAGGAGCCAUCCUUACUACACCAGGACUAAUCGGCUGCACGCAUGGAAGUCAAUAGUUUGACUGGGUUGUGGCCAUUCUCUAAGUAUUAUUACUCUAGCUAGGUACUUCCGAUCCAGGCACUAUUUGGACUGGUGUCUGCUCGUGGAUAUACAGUGUUUGAGGGUUACACCUUAGGAAAGGAAACCAUUUAGGGUUUGGAAUCUCUGGUGCUCUUGUCUGGUAAGAGAACUCUACAUACCUGAAUGAGUUCAGCUCAGACAAAUUCUAUCAUCCUCUGAUUUAUUAACUGUGAUCAGGACAGACUUGAUCUUGAGUCUUAUCAAUCACCUCCCUGCAGCAAUAAUAUGCAUUCUACCUUGUAUAAAGUACACGUUUGUUUUCAUAGAUAUGUAAAAAUAUAUCCCUCCAACAAAAAGACAAUACUUAACUGGUGUGCGAAUUUAUAAGCACAGCCUCCCCAAGGAAUUCCCAGCAAACUUCCUUCUACGACCAUGUAUGUAUAUUUCAAAAAAAUCUGGGGAACCAAGUAAACCUAUAUCAGAAUGAAACGUAACAUUCUGUAAAAGUUACAAAUAGUAUCGUGCGCAACAUGGAAAAUGACAAACCGACCCUAUCUCCAUUUCCAUUGCUACUUCUGGUGAGUAGAGACAGUCUACAGUUGUGCCCCACAAUUCAGAGGAGGCACCCUAGAGACUGACAAACUCCAUCUUGUGAGUGCUGACUCUUUAAAGCACACAAUACUAUUUUUAAAACUGUACUACACUGUUGUUUCAUUCUGAUAUCGGUUUAGCCAGUUCCCCAGAUUGUUUUGUGAUAUACCUACACUUUUUCACCCUUCAUCAAGUAUAGGCUGAUCUUUGGGCGAGCUGCUAUGACCACUGACGAAGUCCUGUUGGUAAAGGAUGGUGAUUGAUGUAGUACUGAGCUCCGUUGCGUUUUUUUUUUUUUGGGGGUGGGGGGAGAGGAGGGGGUUUUCGGUUCUUGCACAUAGAACCAUAGAAAUAACAAAGCUGAGCUGACACCGUACAUCUUAUAACAACUCAAUAGGACUCCAGAGAAUUGGGUGACAGAGUGCCUUUGUGUUCUUUGUUUCUGUUCAGUACCUUUUGGGAAUACUGCAUUGAAAUUGCCUCAUGUGCGCCUAAUUGCGACACUGUUCGUGAGUUCCUUAGUAACUUUUAUAAAUAUCCAGAUCCAAAUUAGGACUUCAGACUGAAUUUGCUGUAGCAUAAUUAGUUAUGUGGUUAUAAAAUUUGAUGGAUACAAUGUGUAAGCAGGAGCCGGGUCACUGCACCUUCACGUAAUUGCUGUUCGUGGCGAUCAAAUGUGAGGGCGUUGGGAGAGCUCUGUAGGAAAGAAGGCAGGAGACCAAUAUGACAUCCUGUCCUUAACAUUUACCAAGAGGGCUGGCUGUGGCUGCCUACUUGCAGGGCACCAGAGUGUCACCACCAAGGACUCCCUUUCCCUCUUUGUGAAUAGGUGCCAAGUGAAUGUUGCCCAUCCCUAGUCAUUAGCCAUGGCUUAAUGUAAAGGUGAAACAAGUGUGGUUUUUAUUGGUGUGGAGAUCUAUCAGGAGAACAAUCGUAGAGACGUACUGGAUACGGCACUCCCCAAAUAACACAGAUACUCUGAAGGCAGGACUGUCCAGGCCUCCCUUCCAAGAUAUGCAGAAUAAAGAGCGGUUCAGGCACUCCAGGAUAACAGAAAUGGCAGCUUUUAUUGGGGCAAUGUUUCGACCCUACAGGGUCUUUAUCAAGCUUGAUUUAUUCUGCAUAUCAGAAGAACAAUGGCAUUGUGCAAUACCUGGCGCCUAGGUGUCUGUACCUGAUGGGAUAAUUUUUUUUAAAUGGCCAAAUACCUCGGUGCCGAACAUAUUACUUUACCCAGAAAACCUGGGUUCCCGUGCCUGCAUCCCCAAACCAGUGCUCGGUGGAAUGUCCCGGGCACUUUUGACGAUUGCACUUUCCGUCGGUACUUUGAGCUCCCUUAUGUCUUUGGUGUCUGUCUCACCACCUCCUCUACCACCCCUCUAAAUAGAGCCCUGUUUGGUGGCCCUAGGACAGAGAGCAACCUUAAUGAAGUUUUAAUGGAUCGCAGCAACUCUGCAAUCUGAUCUUAUCACGGUCAGACCGUGUCUCUGUGAGUCCCCCAACAGUCUCUGAUGUCUUUUGGAUCGAGGCUUUGAGUUGGCAGGUAUGGUCUACAGGGGGGGUUAAGUGUGGGACAACAGUUAUUUUGGGAGGAUGUAGCGGUUCAGAGCCAUGUAUUAGUCCUGGGUGACCCGGGUGGGUUUGUCACACUGACCAUAUAACGGAAGAAAAAUAAUGGGCAUGAGUAUCUCACGUUUGUCUUGUCUGUGUUUUUUUUUUUCUCAUUCCUUUUUAGUUAUGAUUUUUUUUUUCUCUCCAAAGACACACUAGAAGUGUUCGUACCACUUUAAGAACAAACCCUUUCCUCCCCCCUUUUCAAACCAUAAUGUUUAUAAAUCUUUCCCUGUACCUCCUGCCAGAGAAUAGCUCCAUAACCUUAAUUGUUUAUUUGGCUGGCUCCCAAUUCCAAUGGCUGGCAGCUCAGAUCCCAUAGACUAUUGCUUCCCACAGGGAACUCUUACCUUCCAGAGACAUUAUACUAAGUGAUGCUGUUUCUUCAACCCUGUAGCAUUUUGUUUACCUGCAGGAGAGUAGCUUCAAUUAGCCAACUCUCAGACCCUCCUGAAAUGAUUUCAUCUCUUUGUGAAGUUACCAGAAUGUUUGUUUAACGCUGCAAAUCUUGCCAGAGAAACUCACAAAUCGCAUGGAAGGCAAGAGUUAUUAAAGGUCAAAUCACCAACUUCUAAGGGGGUAACACCGGGAUGUACCUCAAGACUGUAACAAGGCCUAUGCAACACCUGUAAUAUAGAGCUGUAUUGUCAGGCGAUAUAUAUAACCCAGGCCAUUGCGGUCUAUCCCUCAGUGGAAAAGAUCUGACCGAUCUAAUAAUUGCAAAGAUAAUGCUGCACUUUAAUGGGAUAUAUAAUGUAAUAAUAGCAAGUUACUGGCUCUCACAGUGCUAAAUACAAUUUGCUGACUGGGUGUGCCGACAGGCCUGAUUUUGCAAAUAGACAUCUGCGUGAUGAAGCCAAUACAGGUAAUCUAAUUAACCCAGGUACUAUUGUAUAUCUAAUUACACUGUCAGCUAAUUACAGUGGAUUAUUUGUGAGCAGAAAGGUAAUGUGUUUAAUUUGGAGGGGGGGGAGGGUGGUUGGUGUGAGUGAUUUCUGGCCUUUAUAAAUGCACAAUUGGUCUUUGUAAUGACACACAAGUUGAACCCCAAUUAGAGCGCUUUAUUCAGGACUGUCACUUCACAGGAUUUUUCAUGUUAUGUUUAGAUAUUCCUAUAUGUAACAAAAUAAAUGUAGAAAUUCACACCUCUUUACUCUGCAAAUGGGCGCCUCCAUAUUUGUAUUUUUUUUUUUCUCCUUCUAUGGGAUUAAUGUAGAUCUUACGUUUUAUUAAUUAAAUUCAACUUACUGAAAUAUUUUCUUUUUGUCUAUUAGGGUCGUACCUUCUAUGGAUUGUAGAUCAGAACAAGGUGAACUGGAAUGGCCCAGUCUAGAUACAGAACAGACUAUGAAGGAGGUAACUACUCUGGAACCUGUGCGGGAAAUCAAUGUGAGCAAGGCUGCUGUUGAAGACAUUUGUCCAGAAGUGGCUCCGAUUGAUCAGCCUGUUUAUGAAAAGUUGGAAGAAGCAGCUGUGCUAAACUGGAAUGUUAUGGAAUUGGUGAAUGUCGAGCUUGAGGCUAAUUCCACAAAAUUUGCAGAGCUCUUUACACAGACCAUGGAUGGUGCUUCUGUGGAGUUUCAGGACCAUAAUAUGGUUGUCCAGGCAGAGCGGACGGAAGAUAAUAUUGAAAGCAAGUUACACAUUCCUUGUUCUAAUGAAAACCUGGAAGACUCCAAACUGCCGUUGACUUUCUUAGAUUUGCAACCACCAGUGCUCUCCUUUCCUCUGGGUAAUACCAUUGCCCCAUCAUUUGUCCGCAUGCUACUAGAGGAUCAUGCAGCUGUGCACAAACCGCCACGAAUAGAUCCUGCAGUUGAUUCCAAGACUGAUUUGACGAAAGAACCGUUGCUAAGUGUUAUGGGUAACUCGCAUACAUAUUUGGACAAUGCCUGGGCUCUGACCAAAAUUGGAUUUCCUACAUGGUACCAAAAUCAAGUAGAACAUCCGUUUACUUCCAUCUGUAAACCUUUUGACCCUUUGAUAUUGUCACCGCUACCUUGCGGGAGUUGGUUAUUACCACUUACAACCACCUCUCAGCCAGCGUCAAAUGAGACUGUCAAAAGUACAGAGACCUCACAGGACGUGGAGCCACUGGUGGCAAGGACAUAUUGUCGCAAAACCAAGCGUAAAUUCUGUGGAUCUCCAUACCCCCCUCCUGCUAAAAGGCAGUCGUAUACAUGCCAGCCUGCCUAUACGCAGACUGUGGCAAUUCCAAUGUUUAUGGGACUAUGGAAUGGUGGAGAUCAGAUACCAAUCCCGGUCUGGGCAGAUUGGACUAAGUGGGACAGCAAUGAACUCACAGGCGGUUCGUCCACUCACAGCUUCCCUUGCUUUCAGCCCAAAUUGGACGCAGAUAAUGUUUCAUCAGAAUUAGACUGGGAUGUUCUGCUGCCCUCUCGUCAGAAUCCACCCCAACAGAAUCAACACUACGGGCAUCUCCGGACUGUCCAAGUGGACCUUAACCAGAGCUGGUACGGGAAACAACUAUGCUCCGUGCUGGCUGACAACUAAACUCCAAUUACAACACACUGUGUCACUGUCACACCCACCUUAUAGCUUACGACUUUAGCUUAAGACUUGGCAUCUUGACAAGACUUUACGUUUUAUGUGAAUCCGUACAAAACGGAUCUGUCUGCUUGGUGGCUGCCCUUCUCGCUGGUUCACAUUCUUAGAUUUUGCUUUGAGCCAGUGUUUCUUUUUGACCUGUCUGUCAUUGUUGUUGGGGUUUUUUUUUUUUUUUUUAUUUCUCCUCCCCACCCCCACCAUUCCUUCCUCUGAGCAGGUUUACUCCUCCUCCUUCCGCCUGCAACCCCCACCGUUCUUCCGGGAUUGAUGUCAGCGUGCCUCCAGCUCUUACCCAGAGCUCUUAACUGCAUCUUAAUGACUCUUAAUGGGAUGUAUAAGUUUUAGACGGAGUUUAAAUGCUUGUGUAUAGAUGCUGCCAGGAGUGGGAGACUCUGAACACAUCCUGUUCCCAAAAGCAAGAACUGUCAGCAAAAACUAAUAAGGGGUUCUUCUGUGUCCUUUAAUUGAAAGGUGAUCAACUGACAUGACAUGUAUGACCAUUUAAAUGUUGGAUGUGUUCACAUGAUGCUCGACUUCAGACAUUCUAUUAGUGUAGACAUGUCACUAAAGAAUUAUUAUUGUUUUUUAUUUUUAUUGGAUUAAAAUAACACCCCAGGCACCAUAACUACUAAAGUGCACUGUAGUGAUUAGUUCCAACAGAGAGUCGCAAGGGCACACUGGCACCCUAGUCAAACCAUUUUAGAACAGUCUGAUUUCUUACCUGAUGUCUGCCGUGUCCCACUACCCACCUCCACUACAUCAUUCGGACGUUCCAUUAGUUCUCCUGGGUUAAUCACUGGACUAUCGACCUUAGGUCAGUGAGCUUCCAACUCUCUAUUGGAAGUAGCGGGAGAUGCUAAGGCACUCCUGGCACCUAACCACUAUAGUGUGCAGUACUACCCAUUUUUAAAAAAAAGCCAAUCCCAUAUUAUUGCAAAUUAAUAUAAUACCCCAGUUCUGUAGCUAAUGGUACAAGUUCACUGUGAUUUAAUGAUUAUUUUAACAUUUUAAAAUUGACCUAAUUGUCUCCAAGGUUUAAAUUCUACACCUGUGCGUGUUCUGUACUGGUUGGAAUGAUGCCAAUUUAUAGUUCUCACUCAACUCAUUCACUUGCAUAUGGGAUAUAAUGUUUAGAAGUUAUUUAUCAUUUGACUAAAGAAGGGUUUAACCUUAUUUGUUUUAGUUCUGUAAAAAUAUCCAGCUGACAAGGGUAGUGUCCAACUCUAGACCCUCAGGCCAGACAUGGCCCUCAAGGAUUUUUUACAGCCCUAUCCUGUGUAAAAACAAAGAAAACCCUAUGGGUUUGAUUAAUCAUUCAUGAACCCAAAACUAUUUCUUAACAAUCAUAAAGAAGAUUCGAUUCAUUCAUGUAUUUUACUAAAUUUGUCACUUUCUUUAUGUGACACUCUAACCUUUUGCUGUUUUUCGGCCUCUGCUCCUACAUGGAACUGAUACAUUAAGUUGUCUUGCUUAUCGACAAAUAUUUAAGCUAGGACCAUGUUAUGGAAGUGCUAGAGUUAUACAUUGUGCUGGCAAAAUCACCAGCAAAUAUAUUGCAAGUCAUACGUCACUGAAGUUGCCUUCUGUGUCCCCAAGAUGGUGAUCACAGCAGAUAUCAGAUAUAUCUGAUCGCUUUUUCCAAUUUAUGCAUAAAACUCAAGGUGAUGCUCCAAACUGUUUCAAGUGGUUUUACCAAAAAAAAAAUAAUAGAAUCUGAUACUUAAAAUCCAUCACUUCUGCUUUGUAACUCUGUAACGACGGUAUUUCACUUAAUUAUUUAUUGAAAGAAUUUGUACGGCUAGCAAGAUUCAGCGAUGUAAAUUGACACAUGCGCCAAACAGCGGGCUUUGGGUGCCAGGAUUUCUCCAGUUUGCCCCAAACCCUUUAAAAUGAUUUGACAAAAACUGGAGGCAAAGCUUCCCUGUACUAUAAGUACAUCAUUGAGCUGUAGUGGUUGUAGUAUGUCCCCUUAGUGCUGUAUAAGAAGGAUGGCUAAUUCUGACACUGCAGAUUUUUGGACUGCAUUCCUCAUCGUCCUCAAGCAAGUCUAGCGCUCACUGUGCAGAAGAUGAGUUGUAGUGUUAUAAACAUCUAGUGUGUCAAGAUUAACCAUCUCAGCCACAUUAUUUAAUAUCCCAUCCUGUUUCUUAUUUUAGCAACUUUGUACAUUCUGUAUCUAAUUUUUUUUUUGUGUGUGUGUAAAUGUUUGUAUUAUUCUUUAU
Pelobates cultripes (western spadefoot toad) is the source of this 17645-nucleotide messenger RNA. NCBI's taxonomy places the organism in Eukaryota, Metazoa, Chordata, Amphibia, Anura, Pelobatidae. The record is from the annotation of a GenBank genome assembly.